Blepharisma stoltei is the source of this 1464-nucleotide messenger RNA. The record is from the annotation of a GenBank genome assembly. Lineage: Eukaryota; Ciliophora; Heterotrichea; Heterotrichida; Blepharismidae.
AUGGCUAAUGAAGAACAAUCAAUUGAAAAUGAGCUUGAAAAUAAAGAAAAAUCCAUAAAAAGCAUCAAGCCAGACCUGACCACCUUUGUGUUCCCUUCCCUUGAUAAAUUUGAAGAAGAAUUCGUAGCAAGUUAUAUAGAAAAAAUACCAGCUGAAGAAAGAGCUUUAAUAGAGCACAAUUCAAGCAAAAAGUAUACAGACAGCACGUAUGAAGGAGACCUUCUAGGCGACCAGAGGCAUGGAUUAGGAAAAAUGAACUAUGAAUCAGGGAGGUAUUACUUUGGGGAAUGAAAAAAUGACUUAAGAAACGGAGACUAAGAGUAUAAGGUUUAAGUUCUACAGAUUUGAUGCCUUCACAUGCUUGCGACUACAGGAGCCUGCUUCCUGGAGAAAUUCAGUCAUCUGUAAACUGUCUGAACAGCGGCCCACCGCUAGGACCUGGGGCUUGUACUGACAUCUGAUCUCGACGGAUUAGAAAGACUUCUCUUGUUCCAUGUCGCUCGGGUGCCAUGGCGACAAUGUUGAACCCGAUGACUCCUGACGCCACUGUUGAGGUCCGGAUAACUAAUACCUGGACUGGAGUAACGCCAGCUGACUCCCAAGAUUUACCCCUUAUACGGCUGCUCAGAGCGAGCUAGUGGCUAAAUUAAAAAGCCUAAACCAUGGCUUAGGCUAUAAAGCGACUUUGGGCCCAAAUGGGUGCGUUGUCAUCAAGGACAUUUUUCAUCGCCACCACCAUAUUAAUUAUGAAACGGCAGAGGAAUCGAGCAUUAUGCCAAUGGGAAUAAUUAUAAAGGAUAUUUUGUUAAUGGAAAAGCAGAAGGAUUUGGUAUUUAUAAAUGAACCAACGGAGAAGUAUAUGAAGGAGACUGAAAAUGUGGGAUUAAAGAAGGAAGAGGUAUAUGGAGGAGCUCAAAAGGCGAUUAUUAUAUUGGCUAUUGGAAAGAUUCUAAGGCCCAUGGAUGGGGAAAACAUGUAUGGAGCAAUGGAGAUUGGUAUGAAGGAGACUGGGUCGCCUGCAUUAAGCAUGGGGUCGGGGUAGAAAAAUAUGCAGAUACUGGAGAUGAGUAUAGAGGGGAAUUUAAAGAUGGAAAACCUCAUGGAUAUGGACAUUAUUACUAUAAAAACGGAAGCGUCUAUAAAGGCUAUUUCAAUGAAGGCAAAAAGCAUGGCAGAGGAAGGCUAAAGCUGCCUCAAGGGCAUUUUUAUAUCGGGGAGUUCAAAGAUGACAUGAAAGAUGGAAGAGGCUGCUUUACAUGGUCUUCUGGGAAUCAAUAUAAAGGAGAGUUUCGGAGAGACAAAAGGCAUGGGAAAGGCUUUAUGUUUUGGACUGAUGGAUCUUCUUAUAAAGGAGACUGGCUUGAAGGAAAUCAGCAUGGCUGGGGAAUGAUGGUAACAGGAGAAGGAAGAGAACCUAAAAUUGGUAGGUUUGAAAAUAAUCGCCUUGUCGAAAGUGUGCAAUAA